Rotaria sp. Silwood1 is the source of this 369-nucleotide messenger RNA. NCBI's taxonomy places the organism in Eukaryota, Metazoa, Rotifera, Eurotatoria, Philodinida, Philodinidae. The record is from the annotation of a GenBank genome assembly.
AUGGUAGUACAACAUCUUGCACAAAAUCCUAAUAUUAUCUCGAAAACAACUCAUCAACAUACACGUCAACAACAUUCAUUAUCGAUCGAACUGAAAGAAUUAGUCAUUCAAUUUUAUCAACGAGAUGAUAUUACCUAUCAAUUACCUGGUAAACGUGAUUAUGUCACAGUCACAGAUGAUAAUGGUGAAUCAAUGACAUUACAAAAACGAAUUUUAUUAUAUAACAUACGUGAAACAUAUCAAUUAUUUGUUAAUGAAUAUUCGAAUAAAAAUGUCGACUUGUCAUUAACUUCAUUUAAUGAAUUACGUCCAGUGAAUAAAAAUGUCGACUUGUUCCCUAGACUGAAAGGCCAGGGUCUAGAAACCUAA